GCUCCCCGCCCGCUGACACAAAGCGGAUCCAAGAUGGCGGAGGCGGGCGCGGGGAGCCUGCACGGGGGGGACGCGGCGGCGGCGGCGGGGCCGGGGCCGGGCCCGGCCGAGGAGCAGGAGCUGAGCCGGCGCCUCCGCCGCCUCUACCCCGCCGUCAACCAGGAGGAGACGCCGCUGCCGCGCUCCUGGAGCCCCAAGGACAAGUACAACUACAUCGGCCUCUCGCAGGGCAACCUCCGCGUCCACUACAAAGGUCACGGUAAAAACCACAAAGAUGCUGCCUCAGUCAGGGCCACGCACCCCAUACCCGCAGCUUGUGGCAUUUAUUACUUUGAGGUGAAGAUCGUCAGCAAAGGUAGAGAUGGGUAUAUGGGAAUAGGACUUUCUGCUCAAGGGGUCAACAUGAACAGGCUUCCUGGAUGGGAUAAACAUUCUUAUGGGUACCACGGUGACGAUGGGCACUCCUUCUGCUCCUCGGGCACAGGACAGCCCUACGGCCCCACGUUCACAACUGGAGAUGUGAUUGGUUGCUGUGUCAACCUGAUCAACAACACCUGCUUCUACACAAAAAAUGGCCACAGUUUAGGUAUAGCCUUUACAGACCUCCCUUCAAAUCUCUACCCUACAGUGGGUCUCCAGACUCCAGGAGAGAUAGUCGAUGCCAACUUUGGGCAGCAGCCCUUCGUGUUCGACAUCGAGGACUACAUGAGGGAGUGGCGAGCGAAGAUUCAGAGCACCAUUAAGCGGUUUCCCAUAGGAGACAGACUAGGCGAGUGGCAAGCCAUGCUGCAGAAUAUGGUUUCUUCAUAUUUGGUUCAUCAUGGGUACUGUUCAACAGCAACUGCCUUCGCCAGAGUCACAGACACCACAAUCCAGGAAGAACAGACCUCAAUAAAGAAUAGACAAAGAAUACAGAAGCUAGUAUUAGCAGGCAGAGUGGGAGAGGCUAUAGAAGCCACCCAGCAGCUCUAUCCUGGCCUCCUAGAACAUAACCCCAACCUGCUCUUCAUGUUAAAGUGUCGGCAGUUUGUGGAGAUGGUGAAUGGGACAGACAGUGAAGUACGUUGUUUCAGUGCACGCAGCCCCAGAUCCCAGGACAGUUACCCAGGGUCCCCCAGCUUAAGUCCUAGACAUGGAUCAAACAACUCACAUGUUCAUAGUACUGGAGCAGAUAGUCCAACCUGUAGCAAUGGAGUCAUGUCCACAAAGAGCAAACAGAGCCACAGUAAAUACCCAACACUGAGUUCAUCAUCUUCAUCUUCCUCCUCCUCCUCCCCCUCAUCUGUGAACUACUCGGAGUCCAAUUCUACAGAUUCUACCAAAUCUCAGCAGCACAGUAGUACAAGUAACCAAGAAACCAGUGACAGCGAGAUGGAAAUGGAGGCCGAGCACUACCCCAAUGGAGUCCUGGAAAAUUCAUCCACCAGGAUAAUGAACGGCACCUACAAACAUGAAGAGAUCCUGCAGACGGAUGAAUCCAGCAUGGAAGACAGCUGCUCCCAGAGGCAGCUCUGCGGAGGGAACCAUGCUGCUACAGAGCGAAUGAUCCAGUUCGGGCGGGAGCUGCAGAUGCUGAGUGAGCAGCUUUGCAGAGAAUAUGGCAAGAACACAAUGCACAAAAAGAUGCUUCAGGACGCAUUUAGCUUGUUAGCUUACUCAGACCCUUGGAACUGCCCUGUUGGUCAACAGCUGGACCCAAUCCAGAGGGAACCUGUUUGUGCUGCUCUUAAUAGUGCUAUAUUGGAAUCUCAGAACCUGCCAAAGCAGCCCCCACUGAUGCUUGCCCUGGGCCAGGCCUCGGAGUGUUUGCGGCUCAUGGCUCGCGUGGGCUUGGGCUCCUGUUCCUUUGCCAGAGUAGACGACUAUUUGCACUAGCCACCAGAGCAAGAUGGAGUUGACAUCGUUGAGUGCUGCCCUUCACCCUCCGUUGCUGCCACUACAGCACCACCUCGUCUAUAGCCUGACGUCCCUGCCACCAACACCCCCUCUAGCACACACACACUGCCUGUGAAAGGAUUGAGUUAGUCCCUCACUACGUGGCCAUUCCUGCCCCCAGGAGUGACUGGCAGAUCUUUCUUGUCUCCCUGCCAUUGCUGCGGCUCUGGCGGCGCUCAGUAUUUUGCUGGUUAUUCUAACGUAGCGCCUUCCAACGUAGGGAUUUCUCUAUAUUUUGAUUUGAUUGUUUCUCAUGGAUCCACCAGUAUUUUAUCUGGAGAGUUUUGCUGAGCUGGUUUCUGCUGAUUUACAGAGGAAGCUCAUGAAGUUGGUGACAGCUUGUUCUUUUCUUCCCUCCUCCCUCCAUCUGUGCACAUGCAGCAUCAUCUUCUGUGCUAGUUACCUGAACUCUUCUCACAGUGGCAGUUCAGAGGGAUUUUUCUUUUUUAAUUUUAUUUGAAUCCUGUUUAUUAAAAAGGUCUCUUCCACCUCCACAAAGUCAUUGAUGUAUUUAUUGCCCAGAGACUUGGGCCCAGCCAUACACAUCAUACAUCCCCGCAGGAGACCUGGUGAGGUAUGUCCCGUCAGGUGGUAAUGACGGGAAUUGGAGGAGCUUGGUUUUUACUGGUAUAUGCCUCUGUAAGAGCACAGGGCUCUCAAGUGCUUGUCUUUGUGGGUGAGAAGAGUAGAAGACUUGACAUUGCCUGUGUUAGUUGCUGCAGUGUAGAAGCAUCUCUCGUCCCCAAGAAGUGGGUAAAUCUAUCUCUCACAGUGGCUAGGGGGACAGGACUGACUAAUACGGAAUCAUCUGCCAGUGUACUGGUAGAAGUAGAUCAUAGUAAGAAAAAGUUGUGGUUGCUGCUCAGUUGGGCUGUUGGCUUGUGUGUUAUAUCACAAAUCCCCAUUUUUUUCCAUACAGGAGGGCUCUGUCACCAAGACUCAAUAAAAUAGUGUUUACUGAUCCCCCAUAACACUGAUCUAAACAAGAAUCGCUAAAUUUUAGAAGAAUCUUAAGAACACUAAGUUGAACUGUGCUCAUCCUGCAGGCUUCAAAUGCCCAGACCAGGUUGUGGGUUAGCGCCAGGGCUAGGUUUGUAUGGUCUGAGACGUUAAGACAGGAGCAGCAAUGUUUCUUUGGAGGAUUGUUACGAAAAUGAUUUUAGUUUCAAGUCCAAAAGUGAUCAGCAAGGAUCUGUGGGUGAGUAACCUCCAGGUAGGAUGGACAUGGCAAUGACUGCUGUGGUCCAGGGACUCAAGUCCUAAGCUUUUGGAAUUCAAACCAUCAGCCUGUAAAUGUUUCUGAGCGUGUAGUUUGAGCUGGUGAGGCUGUGUAGCAGGAUGCAGGCUUUGCAUCCUCCUGUAGUGUAUACCAUCAGGAGGCUUCUGUUCCACUCUGUCUGCACAGGAGGAAUUGUGAUUCUGCACCAAAUGAAUUUAAGGUCUGUAGCUGUGACAAGAGCCCAGGGGAGCUCGUACCCAACAUGUAUUUUACUGCUGUUCUUGAUUUUAUUUUAUUUUUCUGGAAGGCUCAAAGUAAAAUAAAUAGAUUGUGUUGAGGUUUGCCCUUAAAAUGGUAGUUAGCCUGUGCCAGAGCUUUAAGCAGCAAGAGAGCAUCUAAGAAAGAAAGAUUGUGUGUGAACUCAGUGCUGUAGCCUGGAGCUUAUUAAACUUUUGCUGCAUUUGCAGACUUGAUUUACAGCUGGAACGCAAAGUUUGAAAUUGAGGCAGAGCAGGAGGGCAAGCAUGCAGAGUAAGACUGGUUGUGGCAGUGCUGAGGACAAAUGGUUGUGGCUGUGUAUGUGCAGGUGGAGGUGGUGUUGGAGGUGGCUGGAAAUGCCUGUCACUACCUUUUGGUGAAGGUAUACAGUGUGUAGAGGCAGUGCUAGUGCCAUGGUGGUCUACAAAAACAGGUAAUGUGACAUUUGUAGAUGGGGGAUAUAUUUUUAUUAGAUCAACUCAUUGAAAAAAAGCCUGAGGGAACUCUGAGAACUGAAGCCAUACUUCUAAAUAAGUAGAAGUAGGUAGUAAGCAAAAUAAUUCAGCGUGGAAAUCUGGGGCUUCUGUUUAAAUUCAGAAGAGCUCAUGUGCCUGAAAACUUACCAAUUUAUUUUCACCUUUCCUAGUCAGCUCAUGAUGGAUAUUAUCCCAACCUACAGUCCUUACGUUGCUUCAGUUGCUCAGACACUUCAACUCAGUGGGCAGGCUUCCUUCCUGGAGUGCUGGAUGCUCGACCUGCGCGUGGUGCCUCACCCAGCCCGUCGUGCCCCAGUGCUGUUGCUGAAACUGAGGCAGUGAACUUGUCCCGGUGAGAGAUUCUUCUGCAGGCUCUCCAUUUCCCAGACCCAGGCUUAGGGCACACUGGCAGGCUGAUUGUGGGUACUGAGGUUGCACAUACUGCACUUAAGUGGUUUUGCCUUUCACAUUUGGCUGCUUCCUGUGCUGUUGGUUAUCAUUUAACUUGUUGCUGUCUGGGUGUAGUCAGACUUCCUUUAAUUUAUGUUAAUGAGGCCAUCUUUAUCUCUCUGAGUUUUCCGUUCCUUCUUUUUGUUGUAAUUUGUGGUUCCAUUUAAGCAAAGUCUCUUUGUUGUGUAUCACAUUAACGUCUCCCUUGGUCUCUCAGCAAAGCUGUGCUGACUCCUAGAGCAUUUUUUCAUUUUCUAUCCCCUUUCACUACAAAGAACCAAGAGAUGCUCCGAAAUACCUGCUUAUUCUGGUGCCAAGAGAAAUGUGAUGAGGUGGUCUUCCUGGCUUUUCAUGGAGACUGUUCCAGUGGUAGAAACCAUCCUGCUGUUGUGUCAAGGUUAGUGCUGAGAGGCCACAUUCUUAAUUAUGUUAAUUGCAUGUAGCAGGGCUGAGUCACUCUUUCUGCCACUGAUGCUGUGCAUCGUAUAGUGGCAGUAGAUCCCUGCAGUCUGGAGAGCAGUGAUGCUUUUCACUUCUUGCACUCAAAGCAGCAGUGCUAGGUUGAGUUGUUUUUCCCCUUUCUACUUGAUCCAAUUUUUAAUUGGCCUCACAACUGUAACCAACACACGUUGCUGCGGCCAGCUUCUGGUGAGCUCUUGCAUCCGGAGUCCUGCUUCUGUUUUUUGGGAAGCUCAGAGGCUUUUCUGCUAUGACGUGUUCUGUUAUUUGGUUUUUGGUUUCAGGUUUUCUUGCAGCGUCACUAGUGGAUUCUGCUUGUUGUGCUUAGGUUCUGACUAAUGUGAUUAUGAAUCACUGUGGGCAAGAUGAAUGUAUGCAGUGUUGGGGAACGUGUAGGUGUAGGCUCAAACCUACCAUUGUUUCCUAGGUGAGAUUUCUGAUUUGGUUUUCCCAGGUUAUUUUUAAAAGCCUCCUGGUCUUUGAGUUUUCCUGGCUAUUCCUUGAUGAUUUAUAUUUUGGAACCUUGCUAUGAUAUCGGUGAGAUUGAUUUGAAUUGUCGCAGUCAUUUUAAAAAAAGGAACGGAACUAAAGUGAAUUAAGGUCUUUAAUUUUGAGCACGGAUACAGUAUAACCAGAGGCUUCAUGCAGUUUAAAAGUUAGUUUUAUAAAAGGAGUUUGGGAUUUAUUUCAAGUGCCUCCAUGUUUUGCUCAGAAACAGGUGAAUAAGUGAGAGAGGCCUUAAGAGCACCCCAGCUGAGGCUGUGCUUUAUUUGGGCAGUCCCUCACAGUGUCACUUCUCUCAAGAGGCCUUCAGUAAGGCCACACAAUUGUGUAGCUGCUCGGAGAAACUGCUGCUUUCCCAUUUCUUGGCGAGGCUAACAAGGUCUCAGCUGUGCCCCUGUGUUAUGAUGCUGAUGGCAUCGGAUGCAGGACCUUCACCACAUGAGGUUGCCAUGUAGCUUGCUCUGCUGAGCUGCCUUCAGAUCCUAGAAGAGAGGUUUCCAGACUACAGCCACGGGCUACUCACAGUUCAGGAAACAUUUCUAUCCAUGCAGCCACAGGAGAGGCUUUCUAGCUGUGGUUUCCUUCCCAGGGCAUGUGAAAUGCUGCAGCUUGAACAACUUUUCCAACUCUGCCAUCUCUGCACACUCAGAGAACCUCAUGCCUCAAGUGGUCAGUGCAGAGUCACCACCACAGCUACAGCCUGUGGGCUGGCAGACAAGAGCCUUUCAGAAGAAUAACUUCACAGUGACCAAGUGAAAAUCUGCUUUCCAUGGAUGCUGAACUGCAGCCCUGCACAUCAUGAGCUUUGUUUUUGAGACCAAAGUCUUGCCUUUGAGAACAGUGUCCUGGGAACCCAACGCUUACGGGGUUCAGUGAGCUCUCCUGUGGGCAGGGAGGGCAGCGCUCUGUCCCCUGCGCAUCCUGAGAUGUGCUCUUAGGGCCAGCUUCUUGUGGGAAAACUUGUUACUGCUACCAGAUCUCCCUUCUUGCCCCUUUGCUUCUCAAAUUCACAGUAUUCUCCCACCUGUGUUAACAUCAAGGUGAUACCUGCAGUGUUCGGUGCUCCCUUCAGCCUGGAGUUGGACUGCCCGUACCACUUCUGCUGUUCUUUUGGGGUCUGGUUAGGAACUGAGCCACUGCAUGUGGCCAGCAGAAUGGAGAGGGACUUCCAGAAUGAACCACUGGGUAAGCAGCAUCCAGCUAGAGGGGGGCGGCUGUCCUGUGGCUGCUCUCCCUCCCCUCCAGCCCCUCUGUGUGUGCCAGGACUCCAGCUCACUGCUUUGGGAUACGUGGUGCUAUUUCCAACCUCCUGGUUGUGCUCACUGUGCUGCUGCUGAUCUGGACACCAGGCGAUGCCGUCUUUGGCAUGGAAAAUUGGCCCGGGAGUAUUGCAUCUUGUGGUUGUGUACACUUAGGUUUUUCCCAUCUGCCUGGUUAUUCCUUCUGGGAGUUUUUGUUUAUUUUUGUUUUAACAGUGACAUCUCUGCCUGACCUCAGGCUGUGCCCUGAUGUGUCACAGUCUUAUGAAGACAUCCUUAUCAUUCUUGAGAAAGCUUUGUUCUUGAAAACUCCCUUGAACAACUGGAGCGAGGAGAGCUGGGUUCACUAACUGUGGGGAUUGAACUGAUCAUUUUCCUCGUUAGGCAUCAGGCACAACGAAUUAUCUCCUUGUCCAGCAGAGCAAACCUUGUUGGAUUGCUGCGAUGCUGCUAUGCUUUGUUACCUCUCUUAAUACCUGUGUAACACAUUGCUUAAACACAACUUUCAGAGUUCCCUCUGCCACCAAGGGGGUGGCUGAGAAGGCUGGCUGUGGUGGCCAGGCCGUAUAACCACGUGUGAAUGCCAUGAGUGCACAAAACACUGCUGGGAGGUUCUUUCCAUGGAGCAGCAGGUGGAGAGGUCCCUCCCGCUUCAAUUCUGCACACCAUGAAGCCUCAUGGAGCUGGUCACGGUUGUCCUGAAGCUUUUUGGGGCCAGCCAAGGCCAGUUUCAGACCAGCAGUUCCCUCCUGAGAGGUAGAGUUGACCCGUAGCACCUUUGUUAUCCGGUGUAGUUGUGUAUAGAGGACUGGGACAGCCUCACCUGGGAGAGACCGCCCAGCGUUGAUGGGAGAAGGAACCUGUUCCUGAAAAGGUGGUCGUGGUCUGCCCUGGUGUCCCAUUUGCAGGAGGAGUGAUUUCCUUAAAACCGUGCCCAAGUUAAGAGCAGCUUCAGUGGUGGAUCCUGAGGGGCGUAGUGUCCUAGAGAAAGCUGGUGUUGGCACAUCUCUGUCCCUAGCUGCUUCUGCAGAAGGUUGUGAGGGAGGGAGGGGACACGUGCAGUGUGCUGCUGAGACCCUUCUGCUGCUCCAGAACGAGCGGCACUCUGCAGUCCUGCAGCUCCGAGAGCCAAAACUUUGUGAGCAAUGCCCCACCGGCUGCGUAGGUCACAGAGCUGGAGGAAGUGUUGGUGGAGGGGGCGUGGGGGGAAGUGGGGAGUUACAGCACAUUCGGGGAAAAGGGAGCAGCUGAGAGCCUGGAGGCCUCCUCCAAAGGAAGCACCGCCUGCUCUCCACUAUCCCUCCCUGCAAAAAGAGGUGGUGGGUGAGUGAAUAUUGCGUGUCUGUCACUCUCCCUGCAUCCCACACACAAUAUGCAGAGCCUGCAGCUUUGAGCUGUAGCGAUGCCCAACAAACCAAGAGCUCCUCCAGGCUUGAAGAGCGCCUGCCCCGUAUCUUCCUGACAACCAUUUUAUUUCCAGGAGGGAGGCAUAACCAUUUCCAGCUCACAAGAAGAAGGGCCCUGUGUGGGGUUUACACUCACGGUCCUGCAGAAACGUUCCUGGAGGUCAUGCUCCUUGGUGAACUUGCCCUGCCUAGGCAGACACCUUUUCUCUGCUCGCUCCACUUGUGUCCAGGAACGUGCUCUGCUAUCCACACCCCUCUGCUCAGGAGGGCUUUAGCUGCUUCCUUCCUCUCUGAAGAAGCACGGGGGGCUCCUGCAUGCCGGGCUUCUCAGAGGUUCAGGCAUUGAGAAGGAGAAGCAACAGCGGCUCUGGGGAUAAUCAGGAUUUUUCAGAAAAUUUUAAACAUAGAAGUGUGGUGACUUUUUCAGACUAAGUACUCCGCACAGGCAUUCGAUUGGGAUUUUCUCUCUCGGUCCCACCUGUGCGCACUCUUUGUGGCUCUCCAGCCAGGGGGGCAGGAGGAGGCUGCCGGCACCUGAAGCUCCUGCACACGAUCCAGGCCAUUCAGCGGUGCAAGCCCAAGGACCUGCCCGUGACACAGUUAACUCUCUUCUGCUGGUUGCUCAAAACUCAGGUAUGAAAUGCUCAGCUGGAGCGUGGGGAAUGAGGUCUGUGCAGGCUUCCCAUCAGCCCUGGACGAAAAGCCGCAAUUGGGCUGCGACAGAGCAGAUCUCCCUCUGCCGCUCCAGACUUUUCAUCGCCUUUUGAGGGGGGUUUUCCUCCUCGUUGGUACACCAUCAGCUAAAUGGACAUUACACAAAUUGUGCACAUUGGUUCAGUCUAAGCUUAGUAUUUGUGAAUUAAGUUAUCUGAUGCUUCGCAUGAAAACUUCAAAGGGGGAGGGGGGAUUUUAACUGAGAAAAAAAAAAAAAAGCCUAUGAAAAUAUACUGGAAAUAUGGUAAAGAAAUCAACGUUCUGCUGUAUAUUGACAGAAUUAUUUUUAUUAAAAUACACAUCCAUGUGCAAGA
Molecule: messenger RNA, 8994 nt
Organism: Anas platyrhynchos (mallard)
Lineage: Eukaryota; Metazoa; Chordata; Aves; Anseriformes; Anatidae
Gene: RANBP10
Product: RAN binding protein 10
Molecular function (GO): protein binding
Source: RefSeq, a predicted model, not a curated record